This is a messenger RNA of Labrus bergylta (ballan wrasse), 3387 nucleotides long. RefSeq names its product HECT and RLD domain containing E3 ubiquitin protein ligase 3 (gene herc3). The record is from RefSeq and is a predicted model, not a curated record. Gene Ontology annotation, molecular function: ubiquitin protein ligase activity. Gene Ontology annotation, cellular component: cytoplasm. NCBI's taxonomy places the organism in Eukaryota, Metazoa, Chordata, Actinopteri, Labriformes, Labridae. Gene Ontology annotation, biological process: ubiquitin-dependent protein catabolic process; protein ubiquitination.
CAGUGACGUAGUCGAGCUGUGGCACUUCCUAGCUGGAUUUCUUAGCUGAACCGAAACCAAACGCCCAACAUCAGAAUGCAGCUCUCCAGGGUUGGAAUUUAUAUGAAGAGGAGAAAGCGGGGCUGCUCUCAAGCCUAAACAUUUCUUGUCUUCCACCAUCUGGCAUCAGACUCGCUUCCCCUUCAGAUUGGUGCUCACCCCUCCUCCCCUCGCCAACAUGCUGUGUUGGGGGAAUGCAAAGGAUGGACAGUUGGGUAUCGGUGCAGAGAGGAACCCCAUGUUUGAGCCCAGGAUUUGUCAUGUGUUUAGCGACAGGGGACUAAAGGAGGUGGCUUGUGGAGGGCAGCACUCGCUGUUCCUGCUGCAUGAUGGUAGUGUGUACACAUGUGGUUCUAACAGCUGUGGACAGCUGGGCCACGACAAACCAGGGACGUCUCCAGAGCUGGUAGGAGCUCUGGACACUCAGAAGAUCACGAUGGUGUCGUGUGGUCGGACCCACUCAAUGGCGGUGAACGAGCAGGGUCAAGUGUUUGCCUGGGGGGCCGGCGAAGGGGGUCAGCUCGGCCUUGGCACCUCGGAGACGGCUGUUCGAAUACCAAGGUUGGUCAAGAGGCUGUGUGACCAUCGGAUCUCUCAAGUAAUGUGUGGGAAUCAGCACUGCAUUGCACUUUCUAGAGAUGGCCAGCUGUUCACAUGGGGCCAGAACACCAGCGGUCAGCUCGGUUUGGGGAAAGGAGAGUCCAGCAAGCUGUUCCCUCAUCCCCUCAAGUCUCUGGCUGGAAUUCCUUUGGCACAGAUAACCGCCGGGGGAGACCACAGCUUUGCUCUGUCCUUGUCCGGAGCGGUUUUUGGAUGGGGCAAGAACAAAGCUGGCCAACUGGGUCUCAAUGAUAAACAAGAUCGUGCUGUCCCGUGCCACAUCAAGUUCUUGAGAUCUCAAAAAGUUGUUCAUAUCAGCUGUGGGGAUGAACACACAGCAGCACUCACAAAGGAUGGCGGCUUGUUUACAUUUGGUGAUGGCGCGUUGGGUCAGCUGGGUCAUGGCUCCAGCAAUAAUGAACUUUUACCCAGACGAGUGCUGGAGCUCAUGGGCACUGAGGUUUCCCAGAUCACCUGUGGCAGGCACCACACGUUGGCGUUUGUGCCUUCCUCUGGUGUGGUGUAUGCGUUUGGCUGUAACAGCCAUGGGCAGUUGGGCACUGGAAUACGGGGUGAUGCCAGGAGCCCAUUUCCUGUCAAGGGCAGUUUCCUGACUGGAAAUGUCCAUAGAACAGAAUCCAAACAUUAUACAGUGACCAAAAUCAUCUGUGGGGGAGACCAUAGCUUCUUGUUGUACUCCACUAACCAGAGUUUUGUCGCCCCAGAAGACUUCAGAGUGAUCAACGUCAGUAAAAGUCUCUCCCCGAUCACUUAUGAAAGAUUAAACUCAUGGAGGUUAAAGCUGAUGUACAGCCCAGAUUCUAGUGUCACAAAUGACAUCAUCAUUCAACUCUCAUCAACAGCUUGUUGGAACGCCAGCUUCUUGGACCAAAGUGAUGAUACACACUUCAAAACCAACCCAAAGAUCCCGGGCAUCGAUCUCAACUCCGUCAGAAUGCUUUUUGAGACGCUCAGCAGACCGGCUUUCUCCGGACUCCUGGAGCAGGCCAGCAAGAGUUUUGAGAGUCUUCUAAUCCCUCAGCUACCACGCUCCCCUCCUGACGUCGAGGCCAUGAGGAUCUACCUCAUCUUGUCUGAGUACCCGGCUCUGCUGGACUCCAAGAACUACAUCCGCCUCACUAUCCCCCUGGCAAUGGCCAUCCUCCGGCUAGACGCCAACCCCAGCAAAGUAUUGGAUAACUGGUGGUGUUUUGUGGACGGCAGCGUGUUCACCAGAAUGGUCGACAUGUACAAGAGCAUCGUGGUGUUUAUGCUGACAGGAGGAAAGACUCUGCUCGUACCCCUGUUCUACGAGAACUACUUUGUUGCCACUCUAAGGCUGCUGGAGAAACUCCAUAAGGUCAACUUAAAGGCCAACCAUGUGGAGUACAACCGCUUUUAUAUCCCCGACAUCACCAGCCUGGUGGACAUCCAGGAAGACUACCUCAAAUGGUUCCUGAGUAAAGCUGAUAUUAAAGUUGGAUCAUCCCCUUCACAGAGUGACUUUCCCUCCGUGAACCUAUGUGCCUACCCGUUCAUACUGAAUGCUCAAGCCAAGACAACCAUGCUGCAAACAGACGCUGAACUGCAAAUGCAGAUGGCAGUAAGCGGUGCAAACCUGCACAACGUCUUUAUGCUGCUCACGCUGGAACCCCACCUUGCCAGGAACCCAUACUUGGUGCUUCAUGUGCGCAGGAACCAUUUAGUUAGUGACACAUUACGUGAGCUCACCAUGUACUCCGAUGUGGAUCUCAAGAAACCGCUUAAGGUGAUCUUCGAUGGCGAGGAGGCCGUAGACGCAGGCGGAGUAACGAAAGAGUUCUUCCUGCUGCUGUUGAAGGAGCUAAUGGAUCCUGUUUAUGGGAUGUUCACACAUUACAAUGAGUCAAACCUGCUCUGGUUCUCAGACAAAUGUUUUGUUGAGCAGAACUGGUUUCACUUAAUCGGGAUCAUCUGCGGUCUGGCCAUCUAUAACUCCACAGUGGUGGACCUGCACUUCCCCCUGGCUCUCUACAAGAAGCUGCUCGACGUGUCAACAACGCUGGAGGACUUCACGGAGCUCUCGCCCACCGAGGCCAGGAGUCUACAGCAACUUCUAGACUAUGAAGGAGGCGAUGUGGAGGAGGUGUUUCUUCUUAACUUUGCUAUCACCAGGGAGAACUACGGGAUGACAGAAGUCAAGGAGCUGGUACCUGGAGGAGAGAGCAUCAGUGUGGACAGAAACAACAGGAAGGAGUUUGUCGAGGCCUACCUGCGCUACGUGUUCACAGACUCGGUGAGCGAGCAGUACUCGGCCUUCUCCUCCGGCUUCCUGAAAGUGUGUGGGGGGGAAAUCCUGUUGCUGUUCCAGCCGUCUGAGCUGAUGGCCAUGGUGGUCGGCAACAACAACUACAACUGGGAGGAGCUGGAGAAGAAUGCCGUUUACAAAGGGGAAUACACAGCCACUCAUCCAACAGUCAGAUUGUUUUGGGAGGUUUUCCACGAGUUCCCUCUGGAAAAGAAGAAGCAGUUCUUAUUGUUCCUGACCGGCAGCGACCGUAUCCCCAUCCACGGCAUGGAGAGCCUGCGUAUCGUCAUCCAGUCCACCACAGCUGAGGAGCACUACCUUCCGGUGGCCCACACAUGCUACAACCUGCUUGACAUGCCCCGCUAUCAGACCAAAGACAUCCUGUGUCGCCGCCUCACCCAGGCCGUUGAGCAAUAUGAGGGCUUCAGCCUUGUCUGAGGAGGGAGAGGGGGUGGGGUGGG